Messenger RNA from Armigeres subalbatus, 5523 nucleotides. RefSeq names its product histone acetyltransferase KAT7 (gene chm). NCBI's taxonomy places the organism in Eukaryota, Metazoa, Arthropoda, Insecta, Diptera, Culicidae. Gene Ontology annotation, biological process: positive regulation of transcription by RNA polymerase II; negative regulation of DNA-templated transcription. The record is from RefSeq and is a predicted model, not a curated record. Gene Ontology annotation, molecular function: zinc ion binding; transcription coregulator activity; histone acetyltransferase activity. The transcript has 9 exons. The coding region runs from base 326 to 3145 and encodes 939 amino acids. Gene Ontology annotation, cellular component: chromatin; nucleus.
AUUGUUGACAGUUCGUCGGUCGCGGACGCGUAAACUUCAUAAAAUUUGUUUAUCGCUGGGGUAUUUUUCCUGAAAAUUCGGGUAUUUUGUGAAGUUUUAUAGUUUUUGUGUUUUAUAGUGGUGGAAAUUCUUGCGUGGAUUCAGUAUUUACCAUUAUAGCUUAGAAAUUGUGUUGUUCUUUAUUGUUAAACCUGUUUAUUUUUAAGGACUUUAUUGUUCUGAUUGUUUUUGUUUACGUUUUUGUUGGUCCUCGCGAUCAGUUUUUUUUCGUCCGUCGUUCGUCUCGAUUUUCGUUUGGUUCCGGAAUUCGGACUAGGCUGACAGAAUGCCACCGCGUAAGAAGUCCACAAGUAGCACGGAAUCCAGCACCGCCAGCUCAUCGGAUUCGAGUUCUAGCGGAAGCAGCUCAAGUGGAAGUGAUUCCGGAAGCUCCAGUAGCGAGAGUGAUUCCUCUAGUUCGCAAGAACCGACUACCACUCGUAUGACCGCAAAUAACUCUAACACUAAUGCACCGAAAACGAAUGAAAAAGUUGUGCGUCGCAGAAGCUCGGAAACCGCGACUGCAGCUAAGCAACAUACUUCUACUGCAGCUGCGGUUGCAGGAAAGGAGCCCGAUAAAACAGUUCAACAAAAACAAGUUAAUGCAAAGCAGCAAAAACUAUCCAAAAGUUCAGUUUCUUCGAGCGACGAUGAUCUUGUCACAGAUAGCAAACCUGCUGCACCUCCGAUCGUACAGAAGAAAGUUCAACAAGCGGAGGCAGCGAAGAAACGAGCGCAAGAGAAACAAGCGGCCACUCAAGCAAAUGCUCCGGUUGCAAUAGUUCCUCCUAUAACUGGAGGAAAAGUACCACCCUCGGUAAUCAAGCAACAGCAACAGGCACAACAACAAGCGCAACAACAAGCAAAAACAGCACCCUUGACGAAGGCGGCAGCCAAGGCGAGUGUUUUGGCCAAGGACCCCGUCAAAGUUAAUCCUCCGAUUGCCAAGAAGGGACCUAGUCCUGCACUCUCGGCGCCCGCCACAAAAGCCAAGAAGAAGAGCAUUUUUUCGCCGGUGAAUUCUUCGGAAUCAGAUGACGAAAACAAAGAAAAGCACGAACAGAAGGACCGUCGGACGUCCAGUUCCAGUUCGGUGGGAGUCGCAGGAACUGGCUCUGCAGGUGGUCAAGCAUCUCAGCCCACCAAGGAACAAACCGCUUCGGGAGCUCAAGUCGUAGGAGCCUUACUGGUGCAACAACAGCAACAGCGAGGCCGGGGUCGUCCACGUAAAACUCCUGCUACUGCUUCCACCGGCCCUGUAGCAAAACCAGUUGCCCAGGUUAAGCAGCAAGUAUCUGCUGGCCCUGCAAAAGCUGCUCCCACUACCGGAUCAAAGCAGCAGCCAAUUCAACCGCAGAAACAAGAAGACGAUAUAUCAUCCGCUACAACCACGUCUACAGAUUCGUCUUCAUCCGGAUCAUCCGAUUCGGAUUCCGACUCAUCCGAUGAUUCGGCUCCAUCGGCUUCGGCUGCUCAGCAGCUCAAAAAGAGCAACAGUGGUGUGAAGCGUCCCCUGGAACGCACUCCACAGAAAACCGAGGUCAAGGAAGGUGCCACCGAUUCCGAGGGCGAAAAAGGAGAAUCCAACAAGCAAACGGCAAGAAAGUUGACCAGAUCUUCGAGCACUCGAAAAUCGAAACACCUUAUCGGGAAGAAUGCGUCCGAGACGGACUCGGACGCCGACAGUGUCAAAAGAUCGGCCUCUAAGAGUCCCGUUAAGAAAGCUCCAAUCGUUGCGACCAAAGGCAAGGCUAAGAAUAGCAGCAAGAAAAAGGAUAUUGUCGUGAAGGAACUUCUCAUUGAGGAACCAGAACCGGUAGAAAACCGUUGUCCAUUGCUGCAUUGCGACUCAACCGGGCACUUGGGCGGUCAAUUUGAGCGCCAUUUCACAUUGGAAGCAUGCCCCAUGUUCCACAACAUGACAGCUCAGCAGACGAAAGAUUUUCUUGCGGAACGCAAACGCCGCGAAGAGGACCGCAAAAAAGCGGUCCCUGUUUAUGAGAAUUCUAAAAAAGUUCAGACACCGGAACAGAAAAUUUACAUGCAAAAGAUACGCGAUAUGCGAGCUAAAUUCAAACCUAAUCCACCUCCGGUGGAGAAACCGCGGCCAAUGGCCGAACGACUUGAGAAUGAAAUCGAUCUGGAACCACGGCUGGAGGGAAUUGUUCCCGAUUACGAUCUGCAGUUGUUCCGCGAAGCUCAAGCUGCGGCCAGCGAGAGUUUCGAGAACGAAGUAAAAGAGAUGGUCACCGGGAAGGGCACCCGGUACAUCUCGAUGGGGCGCAACUGCAUGCAGGUGUGGUAUCAGAGUCCCUACCCGGACGAUGUGGCUCGACUGCCGAAGUUAUAUUUGUGUGAGUUCUGUUUGCGCUACCAAAAAUCGGAAGUGGGCAUGAAACGACAUGCCGCCAAGUGCGUGUGGAGACAUCCUCCGGGCGAUGAGAUUUAUCGUAAGGGGAAGCUCGGAGUCUGGCAAGUGGAUGGUAAACGGCACAAACAAUAUUGCCAGCAUUUGUGCUUGCUGGCAAAGUUUUUCCUCGAUCAUAAAACGCUGUACUACGAUGUAGAGCCGUUCCUGUUCUACGUGAUGACAUUGGCCGACAGCAACGGAUGUCACACCGUUGGCUACUUUAGCAAGGAAAAAAAUUCCUUCUUGAAUUACAACGUGUCCUGCAUAUUGACGCUACCGCCGUAUCAGCGCAAGGGUUACGGUCGACUGCUAAUAGAUUUCAGUUACAUGCUGACACGUGUUGAAGGCAAAAUUGGAUCACCGGAAAAACCUUUGUCCGAUUUGGGACUGAUCUCGUACCGAUCCUACUGGAAGGAUGUACUGCUGGCGUACUUGUGCUCCCGGGCAGGAACUACUCUCAGCAUCAAAGACAUAUCGCAGGAAAUGGCCAUCAAUUCAUACGAUAUAGUGAGCACACUUCAAGCCCUCGGAAUGAUGAAGUACUGGAAGGGCAAACACAUCAUACUGAAGAAGCAGGACGUUCUCGAGGAGUACGAGGAACGGGUGAAGCGGCGCGGCAAUAUACCCCAGAUCGAUCGCGACUGCCUCAAGUGGACGCCGUUUGUUGCGCCGACCCCGUCGAGCCCAAGCUCCUAGCGCCAGUCGUACCAUCAUCAUCCCCAUCACCAUCACCACCAUCAUCUGCACCAUCAGAACCAUCCGUACCAUUACUACUAUCAGCAAUAUCCGUACAACAACCAUGGCUACCAUUACAAUCAUCAUCACAAUAACAACAACAACAGUUAUGGUGCCAACUAUAACUACAUGGCGGCGAGUGCUAUGCAGUGAUGAUGAAACGGAUUUGCACUGCGAUUUGUGUGGGGUGAGUUUUAGUGUGAUUAAAAUGUGUGCGUGUGUGAUAUGGUUAAUGCAAAAAUUGUGAAUAAGCUUAAACUUGAUAAAUGUGUAAUAUUUAAUGCAUUUAGUAUGUAUAAGCCUGUACAGAUAAGAAUAACAAAUGACAUUCAUCUACUUUAAUCAUAAUAGGCAAUAAGCUGCGUAUUGUGUAGAGAUAUUAAUCUAAGUAAAUGUUUUAAUAUAGGUUACGUUACCAAAAUACCAGGCUGUUCCUUCUGCGCGUUUUCAAUCUCUUUUAGUUGCUUCUCUAGUAAGAGGAAACAUUAUUAUAAUUCAGUUUCGAAAACAAAACAUACGAACAGAAUUAUAUAAUGUAUGUAUAGUAAAGUUUUUAAAUAAGAAGAUCAGAUAUAAGAAAUCUAUAAACUAGCAAAGAACCGUGUGCGUUUAAUGGACUCCAUGAAAAAAAGACCAUGAGUUUUCCUGAAAACCUUCUUUGAAGGGUAGAGAAAAUGUCAUUAUUUUGUGGCUUUUUCCUAUUUGUUCAAAGAAUGUUUAUAUAUUUGGUACUUUUUUGCAUUAUUGCAUUGGAUUCCAUUGGAUUUUUUUAAAUAUCAUAAUAUAGUAUUUAUUUUGUGGAAAAUUUGGUUAUUGUUUUAUUGUUAAUCGGUUGUUUUUUUUUAAAUUAGUAUUUUUUUUCUGUUGUUGAUUUGCAUUUAUAUAUAAUACUAGCAGACCCGACGAACUUCGUCUCGCCUAAAAUUGAAAAAUUUUCUGAAAUUUGUUUACAUGCGCAAUUUACGUAUUUCUUAAUUUACUUAAUUUACGCAAUUUACAAUUUACUAUGGGUCUCGAACUACUAUAGACAAUAUUUCUUGACUUGAAAAACCUCCAUAUACCAAUUUUAAUUCCAUUUGCUCGAUUAAUUUCCGAGUUAUGUUGAAAUUUGUAUUUCAUUUGUAUGGGAGCCCCCCUUUCAAGAGGAGGAGGGGUCUCGAACCAUCAUAAGAACCUUCCCCGGCCUCAAAAACCUUUGCAUACAAAUCAUGAUGCGCAUUAGGGUGGUUCAAAAAAUCGAUUUUGCUCCACAGUGCUCAUCUGAUUCUUUACCAUGUUCUGAGUGUCCUCUGAAAAUUUGAGCUCAUUUGGAUUAAAACUGAUUUAGCACAAGCCGUUUCAAGUUUGCAUGCAAAUUAGUAUGGGAAAAUUUAUUUUUUCAUUAUACUCUUAUACGAUUAAUCAACAUGCGAUUUUCGUUGGGUGAAAGCUGUUGAGUAUUCCUUUUAGCUGUGUAGGUUUUCUUUUAACCUGCGCUUAAUGGGGAAGCGUCAUUAACAGUAUAAUGAAAAAAUAAAUUUUCCCAUACUAAUUUGCAUGCAAACUUGAAACGGCUUGUGCUAAAUCAGUUUUGAUCCAAAUGAGCUCAAAUUUUCAGAGGACACUCAGAACAUGGUAAAGAAUUAGAUGAGCACUGUGGAGCAAAAUCGAUUUUUUGAACCACCCUAAUGCGCAUAUGUCUAUUGGACUGGUUUGUGUAUAUGCCGACAAUAAGAAUAUUGCAAAAGCGUUGAUUGAUCUGGUAGCUACCUUGAGCAGGACUCGAGAAUGUUUUGGAAUACAUUGAACAUUUCGUAUUGAACACAACUGGGUUUGAUUGGUGUGAAUAUGCUUAUUGAGCCAGGUUGGGUACAUAUCGAUGUUGAGGACAUUGCAAAAAAAAACCUUGGUUGAUCCGGAAGAUAUCUUGAGUUGAACUUUAGAAUAUUUUGUAGUACCUUGAACAUCUACAAUUCAAGAAAAUUGGGUUUACAUGAUGCGCAUAUGUCUAUUAAACCAUACUGGGUAUAUUACGACGAUAAGAACAUUGCAAAAGCCUUGAUUGAUCUGGUAGAUACCUUGAGCUGAACUAUAGAAUGGUUUGAAGUACCUUGAACAUCUCGUAUUCAACAAAAUUGGGUUUGCAUGGUGCGCCAGUGGUGAGUACACAUCGAUGUUGGGGCCAUUGCAAAAACCUUGGUUGAACUGUUAGAUACCUUGAGUUGCACUUGAGAACGUUUUGGAGAACGAGUUUGUAUCGAUAAUGACGAAGUAGAAAUGGUUAAUGAAACCAUAUACUUGUGCUCACCAGAGACCGUCGAAAACGAUACCAGUAGAGGAAUUCGGAAACGCGUGGUGUC